Letharia columbiana is the source of this 2535-nucleotide messenger RNA. RefSeq lists its product as uncharacterized. The record is from RefSeq and is a predicted model, not a curated record. Gene Ontology annotation, cellular component: RQC complex. Lineage: Eukaryota; Fungi; Ascomycota; Lecanoromycetes; Lecanorales; Parmeliaceae. Bases 1 to 2535 code for a protein of 844 amino acids. Gene Ontology annotation, biological process: rescue of stalled cytosolic ribosome; ribosome-associated ubiquitin-dependent protein catabolic process. The transcript has 2 exons.
AUGUCCUCCAGAGCUGUCCGAAAACUACAGAGAGAGCAGGAACAGCAAAUUCAGCGGAAUACUUUGAAAGAAGACCAUGCACCGGAUGAUGAGUCAGAAGAAGAGGCGCCCGCGGGGAAGAUUCUCAAUGCAUUUGAUAUGCUAAACCAAGAUGAAGAUGGAGAUGAAAUGAAUGACUCCGACGUCGUAGACCCUAAUGAUAGAGAGGACGCUGAGGUGUCAACAAAGAAUCCUCAAGUCGAAUCGUCAGAAAAGCCAAAAACGAAGAGCAAGUCGAAGAAGAAGAAAAACAAGAAAAAGAGCAAAGUACCCGAGCAAGCUGAUCCUCCGGCCAAAACUGCUCUGGCUGGCGCUAAAGAACCACAACUGGAUGAGAUUGACAUUGCUCUCAAGUCUUUGUCGACAACAUCCAAGGAUGGAGCAGAGGUUCCACUGGCAUCUAAGAUCGAUGAAGCUAAUGUACAACUGUAUCGACUACUUGCGGUUGAGUCGAAGCAUUUAAACGCUCUGAACGAAAUGAAGCGCCUCUUUGGGAACGUGGUGCUGGAAAACGAGGAUGAAGCUGGCGCCGCGGCCGGCCCUCCCAGACGGCGAGGCAGGGUUCAAAAUCUAGACCUCGGUGGUGCACUGGCUGGGCGCCAUAGUCCAGCUUCGCGUGGCCAAGGUUUGGCAGGUCUGGCACUUCGAAGGAAUCCUUUCAUCCUGGGCAAAGAGGAAUGGCCCAAAGCUACGAGCGGAGGGCUCGGCAUGGAGCUGGUCGAGAAAUUGGAGGAUGGUACUGUUGAGUUUCGCUUUGUGCACAACACAAUUUACCAAGACGUGCAGAGGCAAUUUCAAACAUGUGUAGAGUCCAUGGAUCCACAACGCAUGAUUGCAUUGCUUCAAUAUAACCCGUACCACAUCUCCACGCUACUCCAGGUUUCCGAAAUUGCAAAGCAACAAGGCGACCACUCCGUCUCGGGCGACCUACUCGAGCGCGCAUUGUUCAGCUUUGGACGAUCAGUACACUCCUCAUUCACAGCAGCUCUCGGGGAAGGUAAAGCACGACUUGACUUCAGACGGCCAGAGAACCGUGAAUUCUGGCUCUCGGCGUGGCGCUAUGUCAACAAUCUAGGCCAGAGAGGCACCUGGCGAACAGCCUACGAGUGGGCAAAGUUGGUGCUUAGCCUUGAUCCUGAAGGGGAUCCUUAUCGCAUCUGUCUCUUUCUGGACCAACUAGCCCUCCGUGGGGGUCAGUCAGAGCAUCUCCUGCAACUAAGCAGGAGUCCGUUCUACGCCGAUGAUCUCUGGCGAAGCCGCCCAAAUAUCGAUAUUUCUUCAGCUCUUGCAGAGUUCAAGCUCAAACAGGUACAGAAAUGCCGGUCAUCUCUCAAAACUUGCGUCGAGGAUUAUCCUUGGGUAUUCCCCCGCCUAUUCAAAGAACUCAGCAUCGACCAUAUUCCCAAGUCAGUAUGGGGAAAGACCCCAUCCACGGACCGAGAAAAUUUCGAAUGCGAGCUGUACGUCCACAACGCCAAAGAUCUAUGGAACACCCCGGAAGCGACAUCCUUCCUGGUCGAAGUCGUCGAGUCAGCAGAGGUCGCUCCCACACGAGAAAAGGCUCGGAGGGAGACCAUACCGCUGUCUCAUGGACCCAUUACUCUCGACGAAGCCCGCCAUGUCCUCCUUUCGGGGGUUCCUGCCCUCAUAAAUCUCAUUCCCCGCGGAUACACCAACAUGCCCACGUCGUCUUCAGAUCCUCUCCCACCACCCAAUAAUGUCCCAUCCUAUGAUCCCGCCCCGCCAACACACCUUCAAGGGGCGGCGAAUCAAUCCCCUUUUGAGGCAGCCGGUGGGUUCGACACCCCUCCAGAAGAGGGCACACCCAAUCGCCAAUCUUUAGAGGAUAACCAACGAGGUCUAGGCGAAGCCCCAGAGUUGCAAGGAUUGCAGGGAUUUUUCCGCCGUUUCAUCCCAUGGAUCCCGUCCGGCCGCAUGCCCGAGCAGACAGACACCGACACCGACGCCGACGCCAUCAACGCUCGAGCCGCCGAGCUCGGCAUCCCAGAAGGACUGAUCGCUGAACGGGGCCGGCGAGUGCCGGAAACCCUCCAAGGACGAGAUGCACCCGAUGCAGCGCCUGCACCAGGACUGGAAAACACGAAUAACACUGUAGGCCCUACCGUCGAAUCCGAGCCCGAAUCCGAACAAUCUAUCGAUAGUGGCGAUGACGCUAUGAUUACGAGCGACACAGCGCCCAACCGUGGGCCCCAAAGCGAGGAACCAUACGACGACGAUCGCAACCAGCGCUGGCUCGCCGGGCAGGGCAUGCUCCGGCUCCGCGACUUCUGCGCCCAGCACGGCACCGACGAAACCGCCUGGGAGGGUAACAUCGACAGCGGCAUCGUUGGCGAAUACGCCCAGCGCGUCAUGCAGUUGCGGCAGCAGAGGACCCGGACGUUCAUCAUGGAGUACCCGCUCACGCAGGGGACGAGCCGGGAGGUGAAGGCGCUGGUCGAGAGGGAGAUUCAGAGGGGCGGCCGUCUGGAGUCGUGA